CCCGCAGCGCCGGUCGGGAGCGCAGCGCGGCGCAGUUCGGCGCGCACGGCGGGAGCGGCGCGCGAGUGGUCGGGCCUGGCGGCUGGACGGGCGCCUCUCGCUGCCCCGCGCGCUCCCCGCCGCCCCCCAUGAGCGCAGCCCCGCGCAGCCCGGGUCCGUAGGCGGCGGGGCGCCCCCCAUGCUGCUGCAGCCCGCGCCGUGCGCCCCGAGCGCGGGCUUCCCGCGGCCCCCGGCCGCCCCCGGCGCCAUGCACGGCUCGCAGAAGGACACCACGUUCACGAAGAUCUUCGUGGGCGGCCUGCCGUACCACACCACCGACGCCUCGCUCAGGAAGUACUUCGAGGGCUUCGGCGACAUCGAGGAGGCCGUGGUCAUCACCGAUCGCCAGACGGGCAAGUCCCGCGGCUACGGCUUCGUGACCAUGGCCGAUCGGGCGGCAGCUGAGAGGGCUUGCAAAGACCCGAACCCCAUCAUCGACGGCCGCAAGGCCAACGUGAACCUGGCAUAUCUGGGCGCCAAGCCUCGGAGCCUCCAGACGGGCUUUGCCAUUGGGGUGCAGCAGCUGCACCCCACCUUGAUCCAGCGGACUUACGGAACCUUGGCUCUGUUCCCCAGGCCCACAGCAGGCGCCUGGAGGCAUGGGCUGGGCAGGAGCCGCUGCCCAGAGGCGAGGGUGUGCGCCUCCAGUGCCUGCAGCUCUUUUCUGCUUACGGUGGGAUGAGGCCUUCCCACCUGCAUCUGGGCUCUCUCUGAUCCACGCAGCUGCCUGUGGGACUCCAUAACCAUCAGUGCUCGGCCUCUGGGGCUUGCAGAUGUGGGUUCGAAUUCUGACUUUGCCGCUUACCAGCUGGGUCUGUCUUGGCAGUGGCAUCCUCCUUAUCCAGAAAACAGGAACAUUAACUGCUUAAAACAGUGGGCUGAAACUAUUCUUACUUUAUAGGUGGGGAAACUGAGGCAGAGAAAGGCUAACCACAUGUCCGGGCCCGGGGAGGGGGCGAGGUAAUAGACGUCCGGGAGGAGAUUAGAACACAGGUAGUGAGUGCCUGAACAUAUGCUUUCUUGGUGGGGUAGGGUGGGAAGGGCCCCAACCUGACCUUUCCCUUGCUGUCCUGGAAUCCUGUGAACACCACCCAUCCAGAAGCAGUUGGGAUCAGUCACAGUGUUUGCCACUGUGUGCACCCGACUUCAGGCGACGGUGUUUUGUAACUAAAUCUGCUGGCUGGCCGUUAAUACCUGUGACGGUGAAGAGGCCGCAGAGUCUAUUCGUUGGUUGCCAAAGGGUGGAGACCCAAACAGGGACGGUGUCAGAGGGACCAUCCGCUCUUGGUCUCCUGGGAGAUCUGAACUCAAGCCUCUGAGAAUUGCGCCGCCCGCUGCCCCUGCCUCUAGGCCUUACUGAGGUGGGUAGGGGGAGGCUCCCGGGUGCAGCUCCUGGGUGCAGCGGGGCGGGCUGCCUGGGUCAGCUGUCUGCCCCCAGCCCCCGCCCACUGGAGAGCUGGGCCGUCAGCGUCCCUUUUGUCUUUGUGAACAAUCAGGCCCCAGGAGCACAGCCGGGCCUGACUCAGCGGCCAGUUUUGUCGGCCUUGGGCUGGCAGCGAGGCCCGCCCUGCUGUUGGCUGAGGGCAUGGAGGGAGGUGGGAGCCAGGAGCCCGGGCAACUGAGGGUUGUCCACCAGUUAACCCCUUCCAUGCCUGGCUGAACUCUUCCUCAACUUUCUGACCCCGACCUUUUAUACCUUGCCCUGGACAACUCUGAAGAUCCCACAGCUCUGCUUUUAGGCAGGACCCUGUGGAAUCUUCGCCUGGCUGGGUCUUAAAUGUUAGUUUAGAAUGAUUUACCAAAGAACUUCACACUUUAUGCUAUUUGCCGGGAUUUCCUUGCCUCUUUCCUUUUUUUAAGUUGAACAGGCUCUGUGAGACCUAACUCACCUGUGCAUUUCUAACUAUGUGGCGGGGCCAACGUCCGCGGUUUGGAGGAGCCUUCCUCUGCGGUGGCAAGUGCAGGAGCCGGUGGCCCUGGCCCGCCAAGGGUGUCUGCCAGCUGAGCGUGUCCGUCACCUGCUGGAGGGAGGGGAGCUGCAGCCAUCUGGAGAGGGUCUGUGCCCAGGCAGAGCUUAGUCUGGCCUGGAAGGUGCCCUGGUGUCAGGGGGUGUCUGUCCAUUCCUGGGCUGAGGGCACCGGGAGUAGAGGUUUGUCCUGGGCCUGGCUGCGCCCAGAGCCUCUCCUUGGGUUAUUUUUGAAGGACCAGCUGCUUCCCUGGGUGCAGCUCUCCCUGCCUGUUAAGGGGGCCCGACUGUGGCCUUGACUCCCGUUCACUGAGUGCCUCGCUAUGUACAUUCUAGAAUGUUGGAAGGGGGUGGAACAUCCCUGGCCUCCACCCCUAGAAGCUAGUAGCAUUGCCUCCCCCAAGUCAUGACUACCGAAAAUGUCUCCAGACAUUGCCAGUGUCCCCUGGGUUUAGUGGUGUGAAGACGAGUAUCUGUGAGUCUCUUGGACCUUGCUUCAUGGUCACAAGAUGACUGUCACAGCUCCAGACGACACAGCCACGUUCAGGGCAGAAAGGACAAUAAGGGAUAGUACGAACUGCCUCUGUCUCUUCUAGCAGAAAAAUGGAAGCUUUCACAGAGGCCUCAACAGGCUUCCACUUAAGCCUCACUGGCCACAACGGGGUGACAGGACAUGGCCACCACAGGGGCUCUGAUAUGACAAGACAGGCUCCUGGGACUCCGGGGUGUCAGAUACAGGCCGUAUCCAGGCCCUGGGGUCUGCCUGGGCUUGAGGCCAGGCCCAGCCCGUCUCUGCAGGCUCGUGCCCAUCUGUGAGUGAGAAUAGUAACACUGCCUUCUCUACAGGGCCAACUUGACUGUGUGUGGAGGGCCUGGCCAUGGGAAGUCACAGUCGGUCAGUGACGCAUCUCUCGCCGGCCCUGCUCCAGGGUCUGUUGAUGGACUGACUGUGCAAAACCGAGGCUCAGAGCAACUGAGAGACUUGUUGGGUUCACACAUCCCGGGAUGGUGGGGCCUGAGCUGGGGCUCUGCGAGACUCUUGUCCCUCCCCCAAGGACUCAGCAUCUCCUUCUGGCUAGAUGGCAGCUCUUGGAUGAAUCAGAGCACAAGGCCCUGAGACUGAUGACGGCCGUGAGACCCUCUCCCAGGCAUGUGCCUGCCCUACUGUGUGUAUAGUUUCAGGGACCCCAACAUCCUUCGUGUGAAGGUCUCCGGUGCCCACGUUGGCUGGGUAGUAGAUGGCUGCCCUUGCCAUCACGGGGCCUUGGUGUGUGCAUGCCACGGGGCCUGGAUAGAGCACCUGGGUCCCCAGGGUAAGAGGAGGGACUGGGGAGGCAGUGAUGGGAAGAUGUCUGUCUCCUUGAGAGCAUGGGAUGCGCAAGCUGGGGAGAGCGUCAGCAGCCACUCCCAGCGUCAUUCAUCCAUCAGGUGUUUAUUGAGUGCCUGCUGUAUGCCAGGCCUGGUGCCAGGGAUCCUUUGAAUAAGAAAGACACAGUCCCUGAUCUCAGGGUGCUCACAUUCUGUUUGUGUACUCAUGGGCCCACGUGGCGAUGCGUGCAGUUAAACAGGAAGCUGGCGGAAUGAGUGCCUGUGUGGGGACCUCACAGUCCCACGUCUCGAGUACAGUGGUGGGGAGAUGUGUCUGUGUGUGUGAUAAAGCUUCACAGUUCGUGUGUAACUACACG
Molecule: messenger RNA, 3690 nt
Organism: Cercocebus atys (sooty mangabey)
Lineage: Eukaryota; Metazoa; Chordata; Mammalia; Primates; Cercopithecidae
Gene: RBM38
Product: RNA binding motif protein 38
Exons: 4
Coding region: 179-721 (180 amino acids)
Cellular component (GO): cytosol
Molecular function (GO): RNA binding
Source: RefSeq, a predicted model, not a curated record